Messenger RNA from Saccoglossus kowalevskii, 2967 nucleotides. RefSeq names its product RAB11-binding protein RELCH homolog. Gene Ontology annotation, biological process: intracellular cholesterol transport. The record is from RefSeq and is a predicted model, not a curated record. Gene Ontology annotation, cellular component: recycling endosome; trans-Golgi network. NCBI's taxonomy places the organism in Eukaryota, Metazoa, Hemichordata, Enteropneusta, Harrimaniidae.
AUGGCCGACGACUACAACAAUCCAUUUUUGUCUGAGAUUGAACCGAUCGAAGACAACAUUACAGAAAUUACAGAAGAUAUCUCCGAGAUUGUUGAAGCACCAGUUAGAAGAAAAGUCGAAGAAAGUGAUGGCAGAAUUUCACUGGAUCAGGUGGCUGCGAUUUUACUAAAUGACCACUUUAUUCUGUCAGCCCUUGAGCUGCACACAGAACUUGUCGAGAGCGGCCGGGAGCUUCCUCGGCUACGAGAUUAUUUUUCGAACCCCGGAAAUUUCGAAAGACACGAGAAAGAAGCUUCAAAUCAGCUUUAUCGCACUUCAAGUGAGCAGACUUUUGAUUCUUUAGACUUUGCUAGGUACUCUGAUGAUGGGGCAGGUCAGACAGAUGAAAGAGUGGCAGUAUUAGAGUUUGAGUUACGCAAAGCUAAAGAAACAAUAAAAUCUCUGAGAGCAAACCUCACAGAAGCUGCAGAGAGUGAAGUAGCUUCACCAGCACACAGUGUCACACAGAAGAGGCCUAUGUCACCUGCCGAUGAUAUUGUAAAACCUCAUGAAAAGCGGGCGUUAAAUUUUCUAACCAAUGAAUACUUAUUGAUGAAUGAAUAUAAACUGACUUCGAUAACAUUCUCAGAUGAAGUUGAUGAUCAGGAUUUUGAAGAUUGGGAUGAUGUAGGUCUGAACAUUCCAAAGCCUCCAGAUGUCUUGCAUUUAUACCGAGACUUUGCCAAUCAUACUAUACCUUCUAAGGAGUCUGUGGACGUGGCUUGUGGAGAAGAUGACGGCACAGUAGAAGUAGAGCAGCCAGAAGAGACAGAAGCUGAUCAAGGUGUACAAGAUGGAGAAAGGCAUAAAUUAGAAGUACAAUUAAAUGAAUUAAAUGACAGGAUAUCACAGCUUACUAAAGAGAAUGAAGAAUUAAAAACUAAAGUACAAAAUUUAUUAAGAGAAGCCAGUCUUAAUAAAGCCAUUAAUACAUCUACUCCAGCUGUUAGUCCAAUCACAACUCCUAGAAAGCCACUGAAACCUGACAGUUUGUUGCACAGCAGCAAUGAACAGAAUGAAAGGCAAGCGCCGAUUGGUCACGAUUCUCGUAUACAUGAUGGCGUAGUGGGGGCACUAGCCAAUGAGAUUCAAGAUAACAAUAUAACAGUUGAUUCCACUGGAAAUUUUGAUUCCUUGGACGUGACUGUUGGUUCUGUCAUACCGCAGUCUGUGACGGUAGAUAUGACAGACUCGCCAACAAAUAACACAACAGAUGUCACAGAGGAGGAGGCAGAACACACUUACUCAUUUGAACCAUGUCGAAAAAUGUCACUGUCUUUUAAGAAAGCCCUUCUUGGUACUCCAUAUUCACAAAUAAUGGAGACCAGGCUGGCCCAGGAAGUAUCAAAAAUAGCGGAAUCUAAUGAGAGUGUAGUCUUGAUGUUAGCACGAUGCCUGCCUCAUAUAGUACCCAAUGUUUUAUUAGCAAAAAGAGAGGAAUUGAUUCCACUCAUUCUGUGUACAGUUAGUUUACAUCCUGAUCCUAAGGAGAGGGACAAUUUACUCAAUAUAUUAUUUAAUCUUAUUAAAAAACCAGACGAGGAACAAAGGCACAUGAUAUUGACGGGGUGUGUUGCAUUUGCUAAACAUGUGGGACCAACAAGAGUGGAAGCCGAACUUCUUCCACAGUGCUGGGAACAAAUUAGUCAUAGAUAUGCUGAAAGACGACUCUUAGUAGCAGAAUCCUGUGGUGUAUUAGCUCCUUACCUACCUAGUGAAAUCCGCAGUUCACUGGUUCUAUCUAUGCUACAACAAAUGUUAUUUGAUGAGAAGACAGAUAUUGUAAGGGAAGCAGUCGUUAAAAGUCUCGGCAUUAUCACAACAUUCAUUGAUGACAAUGACAAGUAUUAUCAGGGUUGUGAGUUGCUACUAACUGCCCUGAGUGACAACAAUGAUGCUGUGGUGCAAGCAGCUCAGCAAGUUUACUUGGCUGCUUUUGCUGUAUGGGCAUCUGAACUUGGUAAACUAGAAAGUGAUCUGUGUGCAUUGUUUGUCAAGAAAGUCGAACAAUGUGUCAAGGUAUCAGUGGCUGGUGCUACCGUGGAUGAGAGUCAACUAAAUCUUUUGGUCAGUGCUUUACAGUGCCUUGUACCAUUCUUGUAUGCAUCUGUUCUACAAUCAGCUCCAUUUGUCACGGCUGUAAGGUUAUCAACUGAUAUCACUCCCCUAGAGAUUACUAGGUUUCCAAAGCCAGCUUCUACAUUGUUAGACAUAUCCAUUAUUGUUGGUGACAAGAAUCUAUUAGUGGCAUUAGUACAGGCAUUUGAAGACCAUAUAUCUAGUGCUGAAUAUGAAACAUGGCCAACAUUCAACUGGGUUGUCAAUGAAUUUAUACCAAGGUUACUAGAAGUAUUAGACAGCUCAGAUGUCACCCAUGCAAAAAGUAUUCAUGUGUUUUCAAAGUUCUUCUUUAAUUUAUGUCGAACAUUUGGUAACUUUACUCAAACAAAGGUUAAGCCUAAAUUCCAAGCUGUGCUUAAUGUUCCAGAAGAUCAAAUAGAUACUUUGGUAAUAGCUGGUCAGACAUCCUUGACGAAAGCUACAGUCCCUGUAUAUGCCACUGGUGUCUUGACUUGUUAUAACAGAGAAGAAGAUAGAAAACAACUCUCGAUAUUUUUACAAGAUGUCAUUACAACAUUAUCAUUAUGUCACACGUCAUUAGACAGUGUGAGGGCAGCAUUCAUUGAACUGCAUGCCAAUCCUAUUUACCAUGAAUUACUAAUGACAGUAUUAUGGAAUGGUGUGGUACACACUUCAGCUCUAGUCAGAGCCGCUGCUGCCAGAAUGUUUGAAUUAUUAAUUAAAGGUGUGAAUGAAACACUUGUAUCUACCAGAGUUGUUCCUGCUCUCAUUACUUUAUCAGGGGAUCCUGAAAUGUAAGUAACAAUAGCCAUUGUUAAGAGAAAACAAAUUUGGAGAAAUUCAUAG